UGAUUAUCGUGAUUUUAGGAUGGCAAUGUUCAAAUGCAAUUGGGUAGAAGACAAGUAUGUUAUAUCAGAUGAGUUAGGAUGUACUUUAGUGGAUCUCAAUAAAAUAGGCCAUAAGGAAGAAUCAUUUAUAUUAGCAAGUCAAGCAAAACAAGUAUUCUAUAUUCAAGAUCCAUCAGAUUCAAGAUGGUCAAUUGUACUUGCAUCACAACCAAAAUUCAUAGGUGAUGAUGAUGAUGAUGAUGAUUAUGAGAUUGGCGAACUUCAAACUUUUGAGAAAGAAAUUGGAGAUAUCAAUGAAUUUGAGGGAAUUGAAUCAAUAGUUGGACCAUAUGUUCGAAGAGAUUGUGAUGGAAUUUGGAUUGAUCAUGGACCAUCAUGAAGAGCAUCCCGAAGAGGAACUUGAAGACAAUGCAGAUGAAGGUAUCAAUUUAGAAGAGGCUGGUAAUGAAGAUCUUACAACAAAGAAGAAGAAAAGUCGGCAGACUAAGGGGAUAGUGCGAUUGGAAAAAAUAAUUGCUGACAAUAUCAAAGGGAUUAAGAUAAAUUUAAGGUUUAACAAGAGAGGGCAAUCAAUUGGAACUCCGAAGAGAGCGUUACAAUGCUAUUUGGGGAUGCAAGCAAA
Messenger RNA from Humulus lupulus (European hop), 622 nucleotides. RefSeq lists its product as uncharacterized. The record is from RefSeq and is a predicted model, not a curated record. Bases 20 to 379 code for a protein of 119 amino acids. Lineage: Eukaryota; Viridiplantae; Streptophyta; Magnoliopsida; Rosales; Cannabaceae. The transcript has 2 exons.